CACUAAAUCAACCUGUCUUGUUGAAAAGUUUGAGUCAUGUCGGUCCUACCGCUCCGGGAGAGGAUCCUCUCCUCCCUGCGCGCAGCGUGGAGGUUUAAAAACGGAGUUAUCAUCCUGUGCACACCCUUCCUCCUACUCCCGCUGCUGCUCGUCAUUGGAACCACGGAGUCAGCAUGUGGCUAUGUGAUAGCCCUGAUGGCAGUGUACUGGUGUACUGAGGUGUUACCCCUGGCUGUGACAGCUAUCCUGCCCACUGUUAUCUUCCCUCUGUUGGGCAUCAUGGAAUCAAAAGAUGUGUGUAUGCAGUACCUGAAAGACACCAACAUGCUGUUUGUGGGGGGGCUGAUGGUCGCGGUAGCGGUGGAGCACUGGAACCUUCACAAGCGCAUCGCCCUCAGGGUUCUGCUUAUCGUGGGGGUGCGGCCUGCCCUGUUGAUGCUGGGUUUCAUGGGAGUAACAGCCUUCCUCUCCAUGUGGAUCAGCAACACAGCAACAACCGCCAUGAUGGUUCCCAUCGUACAGGCCAUGCUUGACCAGCUCAACAGCCCCCAGGACUCCCAGAAAAACCCCAGCAGCCAGAAAGGUGAUGCAGUGCCCCGGAGCAAACACCACAAGGACGAAAAGAUCACCAGCUUACAAGUCAUUCCUCUGAGUACUCUGGAGAAUGGUCUGAGCGGUAAAGCCUUUCAGCAAGAGAAAAACUGUAGUGUACAACACAAUGUGACCUCUCAGGAGAAAACAGAAUUGGACGAUGUGCCAGACAGCCAGGACAGAGUUACCCCCCGUGUCAAAGCGACAUCCCAGGAUAAACCUCCCCCAGACAACACAAGUGGGAAACAGAACGAUGGCAACGCGGUGCUGUCCAUGGUGGGAGUGAGGUUCCAGGAUGAGCUAGUGGAGAUUGGCGUGGAGGAAGAGGAGGAGGAGGAGAGGAAGAGGAUGUGUAAAGGUCUUUUGCUGUGUGUGUGUUAUGCUGCCAGCAUUGGAGGAAUUGCUACCCUCACAGGGACUGGACCCAAUCUGGUUCUUAUCGGGCAAAUGAACCAACUAUUCCCUCAGAAUGGUGAUGUCAUCAACUUUGCCUCCUGGUUUGCCUUUGCUUUCCCCACCAUGCUGCUAAUGCUGGUUCUGGCCUGGUUCUGGCUGCAGUUCCUCUAUAUCGGUUGCAACCUGCGGCGUUCAUGGGGCUGUGGUGCGGCCCCCUCAGAGAAGGAGCAGGCAGCGUACAAUGUGAUCCGGGAGGAGCACCAGCGGCUUGGGCCCAUGUGUUAUGGAGAGAUCAGCGUCCUGGCGCUUUUCAUCCUCUUAGUGGUUCUGUGGUUCACGAGAGAUCCAGGCUUCGUCGAUGGGUGGGCCACGAAUGUCUUUAAUGCAAAGGCAGAGUUUGUGACAGAUGCGACAGUGGCAGUGUUUGUGGCUGUGCUGCUGUUUGUUUUGCCCUCUGAGCCCCCCCGUCACCUCUGCUGCUGGAGGAGUACUGACGCAGAGUUUUGGGUGGGCCGUGAGCCAGCUCCUGCCCUGCUGACCUGGCAGGUGACUCAGAGGAAGAUGCCCUGGAACAUUGUGCUGUUGCUGGGGGGAGGCUUUGCCCUGGCCAAGGGCAGCGAGGAGUCUGGUUUGUCUCGCUGGCUGGGGGCUCAGAUGACCCCUCUCCACUCCAUUCCCUCCUGGGCCAUCGCCAUAGUCUUGUGUCUCCUCGUCGCCACUUUCACUGAGUGUGCCAGCAACGUUGCGACCGCAACACUCUUCCUGCCCAUCCUGGCCUCCAUGUCCCAGUCCAUUGGCGUGAACCCGUUGUAUGUGAUGGUCCCCUGCACCCUCAGUGCCUCCUUUGCCUUUAUGCUACCAGUGGCCACGCCCCCUAAUGCCAUUGUCUUUUCCUAUGGCUAUCUCAAAGUGUCUGACAUGGCUAGAACAGGUGUGGUGAUGAACAUCAUUGGGAUUCUCUGCAUCACCCUGGCUAUCAACAGCUGGGGUCGAAUCCUGUUUCAUCUGGACACCUUCCCCUCCUGGGCAAAUACCACACUGGCUGUCUAGGAAUAGUGUGCUUCUAUUUUACCAAAACACAAGGACUAUGUGACUACACGUGUGCUGUCAAACUAGGAUGCCAACACAGAAACUUGGCUAAGAUGUUUAGUAAGAGGAGAUCACCCUGCUAUAUCUGUAAAUACCUCUAAGAAUUAAGUACUCUCACACCAUGCUCACAAUGUCAUUGCCAUUAAGACAUGGUCUUACUCUGUUAUAUAUACAUUGACGUAUGUGCCAUGACCAAACACAUAAAAAAUUUUGUUUAUUGUUGUAAAUGAUAAUGAUUUUUUUAUAAUUUACAAAAAAACUCUUACUUACAGUUAUAUAUUUAAAAGUGUGGCAUUUUGUGGAAUAACAUUGUAUUUUUAUGUGAAGAAAUUUAUAUUGUACGUAGGUACAUUUUUGCGCUGUCCUGUUUCUAACAGUUUUGUUUCGUGUUAAUAAACUUGUAUCUCUAAAGAUGCUUAUGAAAUAUCUGUGGGCACAAUAGGUUAAUGGUCUCUGUAAUAGGUGUAAAACUCUUCAUGUUAGCACAACUAUUUGCAGCAGAUGUUUGACCUCAGCUUAAGUUUGACUGUUGACCAUUGUGACUCUUCAGUAUUAGUGUAGCCUUUGUUCUUCACUCAAACUUGUAUUUUUCGAGAAAGAUUUUUUUUUCCUGGACAAGAUUUACGUAACUCAAA
Molecule: messenger RNA, 2711 nt
Organism: Lampris incognitus (smalleye Pacific opah)
Lineage: Eukaryota; Metazoa; Chordata; Actinopteri; Lampriformes; Lampridae
Gene: slc13a5a
Product: solute carrier family 13 member 5a
Exons: 13
Coding region: 37-2037 (666 amino acids)
Biological process (GO): citrate transport; monoatomic anion transmembrane transport
Cellular component (GO): membrane
Molecular function (GO): sodium:dicarboxylate symporter activity; succinate transmembrane transporter activity; citrate transmembrane transporter activity
Source: RefSeq, a predicted model, not a curated record